Exaiptasia diaphana is the source of this 928-nucleotide messenger RNA. RefSeq lists its product as uncharacterized. The transcript has a single exon. The record is from RefSeq and is a predicted model, not a curated record. Lineage: Eukaryota; Metazoa; Cnidaria; Anthozoa; Actiniaria; Aiptasiidae. The annotation marks the transcript as partial.
AAGCAGGCUACUGUAGAUGUGAAAGGAAGAUUUUACGCAGAAUCUAUUAAAUGGUGCUGAUAAAUAAAUAUGUAUAUAAAAAUAUAUUCCACGACAAAAUUCUAUACACUUAACGUAACCUGGACACAGUGUGUUCCACGAAGUGGUUCUCGUUAAUUUGCUGUGUUAUUCUAUUUUCAUAUUAUAUGUUUGCAAUUCAGGUCAGAUUAACGAAACAGAUAAAGAACAGAGAAACUGUUUCAUCAAAUCCAACACGUGUGUUGACACGGAUCAAGACACUGAAGUAAGAUUACCUCAAUUUCUUUUCCGCUGUCUUUUUUUACGAGAAUGGAAUACUCAGCCGAUCAGCUUAACUUCUUCAGAUUGUGUAAUAUCGUCUUCAACAUCGUACCUGAAGGUUUACGAACGAUUUUCAAGCAAGAAUGGGAUGCUUUAUACACAACUACGCCUGGUCAGUGGGAUGACACGCCUACCAGUUAUAACAGAUUUUAUAACAAGGAGUCACCGAGGAAUCAGACAAGAAACAGACGGCUUCUUGGGUUAAUGACCAGUGGAGACAGAAUGAAUUGGGAUUGUACUUGUUUAUUUUAUGCCAUACUUUACUCAGAUAGUGUGGGGCCGAAAUUAACCACUGUUGUCAGUAAAAGCGUUGACGAAAUCCGUGAAAUUCGUAAUGAAUUGGCACAUAAUAAAACGGGAACGAUGAGCGACGCUGAGUUACAAACGUCGGUACAAAAGAUCAAGACAGAAUUCUCAUCUUUAAAGCUUGAUAUCACAAGUAUCGAGAAAAUCGAAAAGCAGAAGUGUUUCCCUACAGAGCACCUAACCACAAUCCAAGAAGAACUGCAGCAUACUAGAGAUGAACUAAAAAACGUCGAAAAAGAGUUGGAAGAUGAAAAGAAACGAAACGCUGAACCAAACUCUUUUU